Sciurus carolinensis (gray squirrel) is the source of this 7591-nucleotide messenger RNA. It is a transcript of the gene Tmem245, whose product is annotated as transmembrane protein 245. The coding region runs from base 11 to 2656 and encodes 881 amino acids. The transcript has 18 exons. NCBI's taxonomy places the organism in Eukaryota, Metazoa, Chordata, Mammalia, Rodentia, Sciuridae. The record is from RefSeq and is a predicted model, not a curated record.
CAGAGGCGCGAUGGCCGACCGAGGCGGCUCUGCCGAGGUGCCCGGCCCGCGGGACUCGCCCCGUCAGGACCACCGGGCCCCGCGCGCCGCCGGGUCGGGCGGCGGCGGAGUCGGCGAGACCCCGCGGACCGCGGCGCUGGCGCUGCGCUUCGACAAGCCCAUCAAGCAGGCCUUCUACAACACCGGGGCCGUGUUGUUCGUCUGCCUGUGCUGCGGCGCCGCCGUGCUGGUCUACUUCAUCCUGGAGGCCUUCCUGCGGCCGCUGCUGUGGGCCGUGCUGUGCGGCACCUUCCUGCACCCCUUCAAGAGCUCGCUGACGCGCCUGGGCCGCCACUGGCUGCAGCGGCUGCACCGCGCGCACACGCCCAUCGUGCUGGCCGCGCUGCUGCUGCCGCUCUGCUUCGCCGACUACGGCGUGGAGGCCCUGGGCGAGCAGGCGCUGCGCCGCCGCCGCCUGCUGCUGCUGCUGGGCGCGGGCGGCCCGCUGCUCUACGGCCUCUACUGCCUCGGCAGCUACCUGGGUGUGCAGGUGCUGCUGGCCCACGCGGGCGAGCUCAUCUGCCGCGGGCUGGACUACUUCAGCAGCCUGUGGAUCUGGACGUUGGUAGUUGGCUAUGUGUUGACUGUUUCAUUCAAGUGGAACGCAAGCACUGAACGCUACUUGAGAGCGAUUUCAAUUCCUGUCUGGAUCAUAUUGCUUUUUCAUCUAGCAUCCCUGGCUGGCUCAUGGAGAAUUCCAGUAUUCCUGGUUAUUGUGUUUCUGAUGUCUGUGGGUACCCUCUAUGAAAAACAGAAUGGAAGAGAGUCUGCUGGGGCAGAGUUACCAGGGCAAGUAAUCUCCAUGGCAGCGUCUACUCUAGCCAACUUGGCCAUCUCCAUCACGGGCUAUGAGUCGAGCAGUGAAGACCAGCCCUCCACUCAGCCUGCAGAAACCACAGACAAAGAAGAACCCCCUGUAACGCUGCCUGCCUCUUCCUCACCUUCCUCCUCUUCCUCACCCUCCUCUCCUUCACCCACCCUGGGCAGACAAAGACCGGAGAUGGGAACAUUUCUUAGAAAGAAGAAAACCAGUGACAUCUACUUUGUGUCUCUCGUUUGGGCCAUCAUUGCUGUCCAGGUCUGGUUGAACCUGUGGAUUGUGCAGUUGUUGCCUGUGCCUAUUGCAGUGUGGAUCAUCAAAAAGCUGGUUAUUCACUUUGGUGUUGUGGACUUCCUGGAGAAGCGCUGCCACGUUUGGUGGCAGGUGGUUGAGCACUUCCUGAAGGAGCGGCAGGAGGCCUUAGCACCGUGGCCAAUCAUCGGGCUUGGGAAAUUCUUGUUAAAAGUUGACAGCAAGCUCUGGCACUGGCUAAAUAAGAAGAUGAUCAUCUGGUUGGAGAAGAUGUUAGAUAAAAUAAUUAGCAUUUUCAUCAUAUUUUUGCUAGUAAUAGGAACCCUUCUUUUAGCCCUUCUCCUGACUGCAAAGGUGCAUCAAGAGAGUGUACACAUGAUUGAAGUCACAAGUAAUUUGAUUAAUGAAACCCUAGCAAAUCACCCUGAGUGGGCAAAUUGGCUUCCUGAGGCUCAGGUGGUCCAAAGAGCCCUGAAUUCUGCAGCUAACAAUGUCUAUCAGUAUGGACGAGAAUGGAUAACACACAAGCUUCAUAAAAUUUUAGGAGAUAAGAUGAAUAAUACAGCUGUAAUUGAGAAGCAAGUACUAGAACUUUGGGACAGACUGUAUCAUUCUUGGUUUGUAAAGAAUGUAACACAUUCUGGAAGACAUAAAGGACAUAAGAUGCAUGUAAGUCGUCAGAACAGCUGGCUGGGAGACAUUCUGGACUGGCAGGAUAUUGCCUCCUUUGUUCAUGAGAACAUUGAGACAUUUCUUUCGAUCUUGGAGUCCCUGUGGAUUGUUAUGAGCCGGAACGUGAGCCUGCUGUUCACCACGGUUACCACGCUCUUGACCAUCCUCUUCUACAGUGGCACUGCCCUUCUCAACUUUGUACUCUCUCUGAUAAUUUUCCUGACCACACUAUUUUAUCUGUUAAGUUCCAGUGAUGAAUACUACAAACCAGUGAAGUGGGUGAUAAGCUUGACACCACUAUCUCAGCCAGGCCCUUCUUCUAAUAUUAUUGGCCAGUCUGUGGAAGAAGCAAUCAGAGGGGUGUUUGAUGCUUCCCUCAAAAUGGCUGGCUUUUAUGGAUUGUACACUUGGCUGACGCAUACUAUAUUUGGCAUCAAUAUCGUCUUCAUCCCAUCAGCCUUAGCAGCAAUCCUUGGAGCAGUGCCGUUCCUGGGGACGUACUGGGCAGCAGUACCUGCAGUUUUAGACCUGUGGCUGACACAAGGGUUAGGAUGCAAAGCCAUUUUGUUGUUGGUUUUUCAUCUCUUGCCAACAUACUUUGUAGACACUGCAAUUUAUUCUGAUAUUUCAGGAGGUGGCCAUCCUUAUCUGACAGGCUUGGCAGUAGCUGGCGGAGCUUACUACCUAGGUCUGGAAGGGGCAAUCAUUGGGCCCAUACUUCUCUGCAUCCUUGUGGUUGCUUCCAAUAUCUAUAGUGCCAUGCUAGUGAGUCCCACAAAUUCAGUGCCCACGCCAAACCAGACCCCGUGGCCUGCUCAGACUCAGCGGACUUUCCGUGACAUCUCUGAAGAUUUGAAAUCUUCAGUAGACUGACUUGGUUUCACUGCAGUGGUUUCUCUAGGAAGUUUCACCUUGACAGUGAGUUCAGCUGAGCUAUGGCCUUUUGUCCUUUCAGCUGUGCCUAGAAGGCAGCACCAAGACAAGAAAAGAAGCCUCCUGGCCUUCAGUACAGAACACCUGGGCAAGAGAGAACUCACUGAGGGCUGCUUUGCAUUUUCAAAUAGAUUAGAGUUCAGAAAUGUGGUGUGCUCACUUAACUGUUGCUAAGAUGGCUUGAAGUUUCCGUUUAUACACUGACACCGUGGCUUGAAUUCUUCCCACUUUGAUUAUAUCUUAUUAUAGUAAUAUGUAUUUAUAAAGUUAUUUCAAAAAGUCUAAACUACCUGCUGUUAAAAAAUAUAUACAAUGACACUUUCUCUUAUUUUAAGAAACCUAUUCAUAAACUUUUCUAUGACAGUCACUUUUCAGUGAAGAGGGUUUUCACUUUUGAGUAUGUAGUUUUUUGAGCAGGAUUACCCUUCUUGAACAACAUAUUGUUUCCUCCUUGAGAAAGAACAAAUCUUAAGUGCAAGGGUAGGGAAGUGUAUUUGGUGUUCUGCUGAAUGUUGCAACCAGAGGAGAUACAGAAAGUCUGAAGCUCUUCCUUCUCCCUCUGUCCCUCAUUACAGUGUUGCCAAAAUUUAAAACUUGGCUGCCCACAUAAAUUUAAAUACUCAAGAAGCUGCUAUGAAUGUUAAACACUAUGAUAGAAUUCAUGCUCAUUGAGUUUUUUUCUUUUAAAUGUUUAAGUGAAAACUCUCAGGUGUAGUGGUAUUGAUUUGUUAAAUGUAUUCCCCGUUUAAUUAUUUGGAACUCUGCCAGGUAGUUAUUUAGCAGUAUAAUUUUAUAUUUAUAUUUUGUCACUUAGCACAGUGCCUUGCACAUAACGACUCUAGAUGAAUGCUUGCUGAACUGAAUUGUAACUCCUUAAAUAUCUCAGAUAUUACAUUAACCAGCAUAGUGCUUUACAUUUUAUACAGUCCUUUUACACAUAUUAUUUCACGACCACUUCACAUUAGUAUUCAUGUAGUUUCUUAUUAUUUUACUACAUGGGGAAGGUAAGGUUCUGAAGAGUGACCAGUGCAGUCACAUAGUUUAGUGAGAUUUGACCUCAGCUCUUUCUGACUCCUUAGUCUGCACACUCUGCUGUUCCUUCUCUGUUUUGCAGGCUCCCCAGUCCUGUGAGCCAGAAGGGAUGUUGGCAUUUGUUAUGCCUGCAGAAUUGCCCUGCAUUUAAUCAUAGUGCUGGGCCUGGGGCCCUGCCCUUAGCUUUGACCCUUUCUACCAUUUAGAAUAAUCAUCAGGCCCAUCCUUUGUUCUCAAAGGAGUAUGGAGUGGAAGGAGUUUGUAAUGUUGAAGGAAAACAUUUAAAAGUAGAAAUUAUUUUUUUUCUUAAACAUUUCACUAUAAAGUUGACAAUUUAUUUGCUUAAAUAUAUUCUUAUGCUACUUAAACAAAAAAAAAAUCUAGAAAAGGCUAUCAUGAUGUCUUUCAACCGUUGUUCUAUAGUAGACUACCUGUGGAUCUCUUAUUUGUAUUAUGAAUCCUUUAACUUUUAUAUCCUGCUAUUCCAUUAAGUGUUUGAUUUGACCACUAAAUAGCUAACUCUCCUCUUUAGUCAGUUAUUUGGUGAUUUAUUUAUUUGUUCAUUAGCACAUUUCUCAAGAGUUUGCUUACUCUAGGCUCCAUGCCAGGGACUGUACAGGGUGCUGCUGAAGGAGAUAACUCAUAAGAAGGCGCUCUCACCUUAAAUUUUAGCCAGAUCAUGUGUAAAACUAAACUUAAAAAUUUUGUCUUAAAAGGGUCAAAAAAUUUGUUUUCCUUAACUAUAUACUGGUAAGUUUACAGCUGUAAUUAGCACAUUCAUAAGAGGGAAAUACUAUACACAAUGAAUUAGUGUGCGUAUAUAAAUUAUGUUCCUCCGAAAUGCUUUUAGUUGUGUAAAGUAAUAUUGCAAGAGGCUAAACUUGAGCUAAUAUAUGACUGUUGCUGGGAUAAUUAUUAGCAUGACUGCUGGGUUCUUAGAGAGGAACUAUAAGCUGUAAGUGAAUAGUUUCAAGCUGCCAAAAUUAGCAGCAGUGAUGUAAUACCACCCUGAAAUAUCAGGAGCAGAGGUGCCCCAGAGUGCUGCACAGUCCUGAUCAGGAAACUUGAACUGCUCUGUUGCUACAGCAACAGCCUAAGGACUGGGUCAGUCCACCAGCCGGGAAAAUCAGAACCAGAGAGAGGCACCCCAGCAUGUGCCCUUAGGCACAGGGAGGUUUCAUAGAAUUUUCACAGGAUGUAGAUAGAGAUCAGAUGGUGUGACAAGGUAGGAAUCUUAAGUUCAGGUCUCAACAAUAACUUGUCCCAAAGAAUCUCCAUCAAAAUUUAACACAGAAAGAGGAAGUUUCCCUAGGAACAAUGUGUCAACAAAGUAGAUGUAGCUUCAGUAAAUACCGAGGACAGAACACUGUCCAAGCAUCUUGUGUUGUAUGGAUUUAUUAAAGAUUACUUGAAGGUUCACCAUCAGUUGUAAACUGAAGGUAUGGGUGUUGGGAGAGAUAAAAGCUCUGCACACAGAGAUGCUCCUGUCUUUUCCAAGCCAUAAUAAGGCAUAGAAUCUUCAGCAUAAGUUCCAUGUCCUUUAAGUCCUUUUUGAAUUCCACAUUCUGUUCCUGGACAAUUUCUGUUUGACUACCUUAAAUGCUAGUCUGGAUAUUGUUAAAAUUACAAGAUAUUCUAACCCCCUCUUCAUGAGAGGCAAUUAACUAGCAGUUUUUCCUUGGUCUGGAAGACUAGCGUGGAUUGACUCUUAACUGUGGAAAGAUAGGCAAAACAUGUUACAUGGAGACCCUGUAUUUAAAUGAACUCUAUAGCCUUUGGAAUUGGCAGCUGCUUAUUCCAGUUAAAGGGCUGCCUCAGGGUUUGCAGGUGAGGUCUUCUGACUAACCUUGGUCUUAACAUGAACCCUUUAUGACCUAUCAGGACUUCCUAGUACCUCUAGUUCCCACCUUGCUUACAUUAGUGCUUCAGGAAUGUGUCCCUGCUGGGCUAGAAUACUCAGAAAUGCAGGCCAUGAGGGGUAGAUUAGAGCAAAUUGAUUCAGGUGAGCUAUCCAGAACUUUCAUCCUGAGGAUUUAUGUUUAAAACCCCUCAAGACAUUCAGUCUUGACCUUAUAAGCCCCCUCUGAAGCUCUCCCAGCACCCUUACAAGAAUUCUCCAGUAGGACUGAGAGAGCCCUUUUCACAGUGGAAAUACCUUCUGGCAACAUGCUCCCAAAUGCUACUUCCAGCUAAGAAUGUGUACUUUUUAUUUUUAUCAAUUUCUUGUCUUUAUACAUUUUACCAUCAAAAUACAUUAAUUUUAUUAACAUUGAUUAUUGAGACCCUAAAGAAAAUAAACAUAUCUGAAGCCACUAAGAAGAUUUUUUUUUUUGAUAAACACAAAAAUUAUAAAUCAAGAUGUCCUGUCUACUAGAGUGAUAGAAAUACUGUGCUAGAAUGGGUUGCAUAUAAUCAGGCAAUCAUGUCAUUUUCUAGGGAAGGAAACAAAUGCCUAGGUGAAAGUAGUUUGUCUGACAUGUGCAUACACACAGUCAGUCAUGGAAUUCAGAAUGGAAUACAGUUCUGUUUCUCUUAGUCCAUGUUCUCCUUCUCUACUCCUUUCCUUGUAAUUAAGCAGCUUUUGGCAAAGUGUUUUUCUUAUAGCAAUAGUUCUAAGAGAUGUUGAUAGAUGUUGUAAGAGGAAAAAUCUCAUUUGUGUGUGUGUGUGUGUGUGUGUGUGUGUGUGUGUGUGUUCAAUGCUCAGUUAACAUUGAGGAAUGCUGAACUUCUUUUCCUUGGGACUUUGAAGAGUUCUUAACAUGCUAUGAUAACAUUGUGAAUUAAUAAGAGGUCACAAGUACUGUCUGACCUUAGAUUGUGCCCCCCCCCCCUUUUCUCUGAGCAUUUCAAAGGACUGCAGGUCCCUUGGGAAUAUAGCUCUUGAUCAAGUUUACAGCUCUUUUAGAAUAUAUCCCUAGUGGAAAUACUGAAUAGUGAAUGUAUUGCUGUGAUAUCCUGAAAUCAUUAAUAAAUCUCACAUUUCAGUGAGAUACUAGAAAGCAAGCAUAUUUGCCAUUCAGAGCUACACUUGAAAGUAUAGAGGUUCUUUUCCACUUAUGGUGUGUAAAAUCAGUAUUUGUGUUUAAUUUUGCAAGUUUUUCAAGGAUCAAGUAUUGUGCAAAUACAGUGGGUGAUAUAUUGGUAUUACAUUUUAAUAAUGUUUUUGUAUGGCACUUUAUAGUUUUCAGACACCUUUAGAAAACAACCCUGUGAGCUAGGCAGUAUUAUAAUCAUUGCAGAUGAGGCACUGGAGGCUCUGAAAGUUUUGUGUGUGUGUGUGUGUGUGUGUGUGUGAUUUUCCCCUAAGUUUAGACCACAAAAGGAUGGAGCCAGAAUUCAGUUGCAGAACUUCUGACUCCAAGUCCAGAGUUCUCUUAACCACACCUGUUCACUAGGUUUAGAUUUUACAGUGAAAGGUAUGGAGACAAAUCCUAAAGUAACAUCAUUUCAGCUUUUUAUGAAAUACCAAUUCUGUUGUUUAGCAGAGACCCAGAUGUGAACUCUCAAUGUGGCUAUCCCAGAGAAACCCUUCUUUGUCCUUUGCAGUGCCACUUGUUUAGGUGACUGGAGUGUAUUUCAAAUACCAUUUGAUUGUGAAACUAAGAUUGGACAUAUAGUUGUAAUGCUCAUGUAAUUCUUUGAAAAUGUGUCCUCUCCACAUUCUCAGGCAAAGGAGAGAUAGCUUGAAAGUAAACAUAGUCAAAUAUGACAAUAAAUAUUCUUUAUUCUUACAAAAAUGCUGUUUCUUAGCUUUAACUUGCUCUGACAACCUACUGAUGUAACCUCUUUGUAAAAUGUAAAAUAUUUAUAUUUUGAAAUAAAAUUACUGGUGUUGAAUGGUAA